CUAUUUGCAAGAUGGCAUUUCGCUCAACCAGGUCACGGCCUCGCCUGGAGGUAGCCUCCAAGCAAAUAAGUAUUACUGAACGAGAGUCAGUUGUCGCCCCUUUCAACAAACAAGAGCAUCUCGACAUUUCACCUACGAACCUAAAGUUAUUGAAUACCCUAUCACAGUACAUAUGUCUUUGGUCAUUGUCUCUAGCGUAUUGCAGGGACGUGUCUCCAGCACUUGUUUCGGCCAUUUCAAAGUACGCAGGAUUAGGGUUCCUAGACAUUUCAUUUACAAACCUCGAUUUCAAAACCCUGCAAACAAUUCUUCGACCUGUUCGUGUCUUACAAUUACGAUGUAUUGGAUGUUCAAAAUUGAUGACUGCGGAAGGUACACCCGAACGACGCGGUUUUGCUGUUAUGGCUCUCCCCGAAGUUUGGAUGCUCGAUGGCGUAUUUAUUACAUGGCAUGAACGUAAAACAUGGGCAGAUUUAACGAAAAUGGCUCAAAGCAUGCGAGUUCGAUUAGCGGAUUUGGCGAGUAGAGAAUUGAUACCUUUUGAUCCGGCCUUUGUUCCAUCUAGAUAUGCUGACGACGCACCCGACUCUGAAGUACCCGCUAAGUUAUGGUCUCCUCGUGCCAAAAUGCUCUUAAAGCGCAUGCCUGUGGAUUUUUGCAUGGGAGUGGAGGAAGACUUGUGGAAAUUAAAAGUCCUGGCCAUCGACUUGGAAAAUGAAAUCAAGCACUGGCUCGCUAAAAAAAUCAAGAAUCCAACCAUUGUUGAGGGUACUAUUUCUGUAUUUGCCGCAAGCAGUCCUCCAUGGGAAGAUACCCAUGUAGAUGAUCAAAAUGGUGCAUACAGCCUCGCAUCACGCACGAUCCUUGCGUUGCUUCUAUUUGGAUCCAUGUGGCCAGAGUUUCCACAUCGACUGCUACAACGUGUUUUGGAAGCUGUUUUUGUUAUCCGGUGGGACGCCAAUGCCCGACUUGUUGGCGGAGUGGAUCACUGGGCACGGGAACCCGCUUCGCCAUUGUCUUGGCCAAUGAAAUAUAGAUUGACGUACCUGGCCAUUCUGGUGGGGCGGUUGACUCUGGAAUCUAUUUCCGAAACUAGCAUAAAGGACGACCCACCGCUCAUCUCCCAAGCAAAACUCAAAACCUUGCGCGAAGUGCUCAUCCAUUUCGUUCGCGCUUCCUACUCACCAUCACACACACCCAUGUCAAAACCCGACACAAGCAUCUCCGUAUUAGCCCAGCGCGUACGGUCUUUCUUGACCCCAGAACAACAAUAUCACCUUGCUGGAUUACAUUUGGAUGUCAUUCAAAUGGCUUGUUUGGAUGAUGCCAGCCCACGAGACUUUCUCAACCACAUGGAUGCACUCCAAAAAGCGUAUUCACACUCUUUGAAUACGUUGCUCUCAAAGGAUGUGCCACUGUAUCAAGAGGUAUGCAUAUCAGACAAGGACAUGGACAUCAUGCGAACCAGGCUUGCGGUGGAUGACCAAGAGACAACAUCACACCUUGAAGAAAAUAGUACAGACAUGUCCUUGGAGGCAUGCGCUUUGGAAUUAAAGUUUCGACUAUGUCAUGGGAUUGAGCAAGUUGUUGGGUUUUUGGAUCAGCGUGGAAAUGCAAAUGCUCCUAUUGUCAAUGAAUCAUCCGAAUGCCUUGAUGUUCGAUCAGGGAUUGCACCUCUCUUGACGGAUUCUUUUCUUGCAUUGACUCCAAAUGUGCGAGCAUGGUCUGCCCGAACUCGUUAGGAAUGAUACGCUGUAUUUAUUAUUUUGUAUAUAUGAAAUGAAUCUGUAAUACUACGCUACACUAGCAUUCAAACUUGGUGUUUUCC
Spizellomyces punctatus DAOM BR117 is the source of this 1828-nucleotide messenger RNA. RefSeq lists its product as hypothetical. The record is from RefSeq and is a predicted model, not a curated record. Bases 12 to 1742 code for a protein of 576 amino acids. NCBI's taxonomy places the organism in Eukaryota, Fungi, Chytridiomycota, Chytridiomycetes, Spizellomycetales, Spizellomycetaceae. The transcript is spliced from 4 exons.